Messenger RNA from Pipra filicauda (Wire-tailed manakin), 1928 nucleotides. RefSeq names its product RCC1 domain containing 1 (gene RCCD1). The transcript is spliced from 7 exons. The record is from RefSeq and is a predicted model, not a curated record. NCBI's taxonomy places the organism in Eukaryota, Metazoa, Chordata, Aves, Passeriformes, Pipridae. The coding region runs from base 135 to 1316 and encodes 393 amino acids.
GGGACCGGCGCGGUGGGGCUGGGCCCGCCCGAUGACACUAAAGCUGCUCCUGGACCACAGCUUCUGUCCAUCUGUCCGUCAGUACCUCCGCCGUCACCUCCGGUCCCGCCCCUCCCUCCCGCUGCCGCCCCGCCAUGGCGGCGCCCGCCCGCGCCUGGCUCGUGUUCGGGUUCAGCCCCGAGGAGGCGGCCGGGGAGCCGGGCCCGGGCCUGGCGCCGCGGCGGCUGGAGGCGGGUCCCGAGGGGAUCCUCCGCGUGUGGCCCGCGUGGAGCUACGUGGUCGUGGAGACCGGCGCGGGGCUGGAGGUGCGGAGCGCGGGGCUGCGGCGGCGGCUGCCGGGCUGGGCCGAGGCGCUGCCGUCCGAGACGCACCUGGUGCUGCGGGGCCCGGCCGAGGCCCGCGCCUGGCGGCGGGAGGCGGCGGUGACGGGCGCGCUGCAGGACGAGCCCGCCUGGAGCCGGGCGCUGCCGCCGGAGCCCCGGCAGCCGCUGCCGCUGCUGCCCGGCGGCUUCGCCACGCCGCGGCCGCCCUUCUUCACCGCGCUGCCGGCCGGGCUGCGCGCCCGGCGGCUCGCCCUGGGCACGGAGCACGCCCUGGCGCUGGGAGCCGCCGGCGAGGUCUUCACCUGGGGCGGCGGCAGGCAUGGGCAGCUCGGCCACGGGACGCUGGAGUCGGAGCCGCAGCCACGGCUGGUGGAGGCGCUGGCCGGGGUGCCCAUGUGGGCAGUGGCAGCUGGCGGGUGGCAUUCGGCCAGCAUUAGUGAGGCAGGAGACCUGUACAUGUGGGGCUGGAACGAGUCAGGGCAGCUGGCUCUGCCCUCCAAAGCACUGGUAGAGGAGCGGGCUCAGGAUGAUGUGUGCACAGGAAAUGCCAAGCUGGUGCCCCGCCAGGAGCAGUCGGCUGCCAAAGACACCCCAUUCAUCUCCAUCCAGGCAUUCCCAGCGCUGCUGGAUCUGCCACAGGACCUGGAGGAGGUGGAGAGCUCUACACCUGGGGCUGGGGUAAAUAUGGACAGCUGGGACAUGGGGACAUCGCCAGCUCUGACCAGGCACGUCGGGUCGAGCACCUGGUGGCCGAGGGGCUGCGGGCAGAGGAGGUGGUGUGCGGGCCCUGGACCACCUACGUCCGUGUGUUGGAGCCGUGAGGCCCUGGAGCCCCCCAGCCAUGGCUGCUGCCAGGAGGAGGAUGAGGGCGAGCUUUGCUCUACACGACCAGCCCCAAGACCAGUCAGGACAUGGAUUGAGGCUGCAGGCCCUAGGCGUGGCUCCUGCUUGGCUCAGACUCCCAGAGCCGCACCUGAGAUUUUGGGGUGCUGAGUUUGCCCCCCCCAACCCCUCCUUCCCCCCAUUUCUUCUCCUCCUCCUGCUCACCACAGGCACCACCCCAACAGACUCGGAGUUGUGGACUGUACAGGGACUUUAUUCACAACAUCCUGAAAAAUUUUUUAAAUAAAAGCAAAUUUCUCAAGGGGGGAGCUGGAGGUGGGUUAUCCUGGAGCGGGUGAUGCUGUGGUGCCGCUGGAGCAGCAGCUCCUGCCGGGUGCAGGGGCCUCAGCACGAGGCGUUGGUGGUGGUGGAGUUGAGGAUGCGGGAGGUGCUUUCAGAGCUGGAAGCCUUUGAAAGUUCGCGCUGUGGGAACAAGAAGGGGGAGAGGGGGAUGAAGGGAGGGAGGGAGGGGCAGCAAGGUCAGGGCCACUGCUUUGAAGGUCAGUAGGGAUGCAGGGAGAGGUCGGGAUGGGCAGGGAGGGCAGCCCAACCUGCUAAGGGGAGACAGAAUACUAAUAACAGAACUAUGUAACCUGUAACCAAUGAACGUUAAUGCCUUUGCUAAAAUGUAUAAAUAGUAAAAAGUUUUGAUAGUUGGGUGCUUGAUUUGUGGGAAUCCCCACCUUGCACCCUGCUCAGAAUAAACAAUAUCUCCUUUCUAAA